Messenger RNA from Glycine soja, 1099 nucleotides. RefSeq names its product zinc finger A20 and AN1 domain-containing stress-associated protein 5-like. NCBI's taxonomy places the organism in Eukaryota, Viridiplantae, Streptophyta, Magnoliopsida, Fabales, Fabaceae. The transcript has a single exon. Gene Ontology annotation, molecular function: ubiquitin-protein transferase activity; DNA binding; zinc ion binding. The coding region runs from base 221 to 715 and encodes 164 amino acids. Gene Ontology annotation, biological process: protein ubiquitination. The record is from RefSeq and is a predicted model, not a curated record.
CCCAUAUUUCAUUCCUAUUACCGACCUUACAGCACAUCAAUACAUCUUCAAAUCCACCUCUCAUCUCUCUCGCCCUCUCUCUCACAUCAUCACCAUUUCACCUAUUUCUCUCUCUCUCUCUCUCUCUCUCUCUCUCUCGCAUCACAAUUUCAUCAAAACCUUUUAAGUCUUCAUAGUUUUCCUUCUUUCUUUCUUUGUGAAAAAACAAAAAGUCCAAACCAUGGCUCAGAAAACCGAGAAAGAAGAAACCGACUUCAAGGUUCCCGAAACGAUUACGCUUUGCGUUAACAACUGCGGCGUCACCGGAAACCCUGCUACGAAUAACAUGUGUCAGAAGUGCUUCACCGCCUUCACCACCUCUACCGCCACCACGUCCGGCGCCGGAGGUGCCGGAAUAGCUUCUCCGGCGACCAGAUCCGGCAUCUCCGCGCGUCCACUGAAGAGAUCUUUUCCCGAGGAGCCCUCGCCGCCGGCGGAUCCUCCGUCUUCGGACCAGACGACCCCGUCGGAGGCGAAGCGCGUGGUGAACCGCUGCUCCGGCUGCAGGAGGAAGGUCGGACUCACCGGAUUUCGGUGCCGAUGCGGCGAGCUCUUCUGCGCCGAGCACCGGUACUCCGACCGCCACGACUGCAGCUACGACUACAAAGCCGCCGGAAGAGAAGCCAUCGCGAGGGAGAAUCCGGUGAUUAGAGCCGCGAAGAUCGUCAAAGUCUGAAAAAAAACAAAAAAGAAGGAAAAAACCCGAACGGAACGGAAUCUCAAAACGACGUCGUUGACCUUUCGCGCGAUCGGGUUCAGGUCACGGGUUUCGCUUUUUUUCUUUUCAGAUUUAUAUAUAGAGAGAAGAAAAAAAAAGUAGCAGAUAACAGGUUUGAGAGAGAGAGAGAGAGAGAGAGUGUGAGGUUUUAGAUUGAGAGAGAGAGCGAGAGAGAGAGAUUGUUGCUGAAAAGAAGAUGAAGAAGAAUUUAUCUGAAUUUCUCUUGUGUUCAUCGAUCAAACUCUGAUCGUUUAAUUUUUUUUUAAAUUUUCUCUUCUAAUUUUAUGUUUAAUUUCUUCCUGAUUUGAUCUUGAAAUGAUAAAUUAUUGUUGUUUACCAUAA